AUGACUGUUUCUGAGGUACAACAACUCGAUGUCGAGCACUUGCUCCACGAGCUCACCCUAGACGAGAAGAUCAGCCUCUUGGCUGGUAUCGACUUCUGGCACACUGCUGCCAUCGACCGUUUGGACAUUCCAUCCGUUCGUGUUUCUGACGGCCCCAACGGUGUCAGAGGUACCAAAUUCUUCGAUUCCGUUCCCUCCAACUGCUUUCCUUGCGGAACUGGUAUGGCUGCCACCUUCAACAAGGACUUGUUGCACGAAGCAGGUCAGUUGAUGGGUAAGGAGGCCAAGUUGAAGGGCGCCCACUGCAUCUUGGGCCCCACCUGCAACAUCGCCAGAGGCCCAUUGGGUGGCAGAGCUUUCGAGAGUUACUCGGAGGACCCCUUGUUGUCGGGACACGCUGCUUCCCAAGUGAUUCAGGGUAUCCAGAGCGAGAAGGUAUUGGCCUGUAUCAAGCACUUUGUGUGUAACGACCAGGAAGACCGCAGAAUUGCAGUUGACACCAUUGUGACUGACAGAGCGCUCCGUGAAAUCUACUUGAAGCCAUUCCAGAUCGCAUUCCGUGAUGCCCAACCCAAGUCGUUGAUGACCGCCUACAACAAGGUCAACGGUGAGCAUGUCUCGCAGAGCAAGAAGCUCUUGCAAGACAUUCUCCGUGGCGAAUGGGGUUUUGAUGGUAUGACCAUGUCCGACUGGUACGGUACCUACUCCAUGAAGGAGGCUUUGGACGCUGGCUUGAACUUGGAAAUGCCCGGUGGCCCUCGUUUCAGAACUCCGUUUCCUUUGGCCCACAAGGUCAACUCCAACGAGAUCCACGAGGACUCGCUCGACAACAACGUCAGAUACGUGCUCAAGUUCGUCAACGAGGCGCUCAAGGUGGGCAUUCCCAAGGACGUGGUGGAGUCGCCUAACAACUCGCCUGAAGCUUCUGAGUUGUUGAGACGUGUGGGUGGUGAGUCCAUCGUGUUGUUGAAGAACGACAACGGGAUCUUGCCUUUGUCCAAGACUGCCAGUGCUGGCAACGAGAAGAUCGCUGUGAUUGGACCCAACGCCAAGGUCACCCAAGACUCUGGUGGUGGUUCUGCUUCGUUGACUGCUCGCUACAAGGUCACACCAUUUGAUGGUAUCCAGAACAAGCUCACCGAGGGCAACAACACUGUUUCGCUCGAGUACGCUUUGGGCGCCUUCUUGGACAAGAGUUUGCCAGACGUAGGUGAGCUCUUGGUCAACGAAAACGGCAAAAAGGGUAUUACUGGUAAGUUCUACAAGAACCCACCAGGAUCCAAGAACAGAGAGUUCUUCGAGUCCAUCGACUUGCUGUCGACACGUAUCUUCAUGUCUGACUUCAAGAGCAAGUACAUUCCUGUGGAACAAACCCUUUUCUACGCUGAUUUCCUCGGAGACUUCACCCCUGAGGAAACUGGCACCUACGAGUUCGGCUGCUCCACCAUGGGAACUGCCCAGAUCUUCGUCAACGACAAGUUGAUUGUGGACAACAAAACCCACCAGGUUAAGGGAGAUGCUUUCUUCUUGGGUAUGGGUACCAGAGAGGAAAAGGCUUCUAUCGAAUUGGAAAAGGGCGUCACCUACAAAAUCAAGGUCGAAUUCGGCACUGGUCCUACCUACACCUUGCACACUGAGCAGGCAGAAAAGGGAGGUGUCUACUUCGGACUCCGUAUUGUCUCCACCCCAGAAAAGGAGAUCCAAAAGGCAGUUGACUUGGCCAAGAAGGUCGACAAGGUCAUCUUGUGCGUCGGUAUCUCCAAGGAAUGGGAAUCCGAGGGCUUUGACCGUCCUGACAUGGACAUUCCAGGCUACACCGACCAGUUGAUUGAGGCUGUGGUCAAGGCCAACCCUAACGUGGUGGUUGUCAACCAGUCUGGUUCUCCUGUCACCAUGCCAUGGGUCGAACAGGUCCCUGCUUUGGUCCAGGCCUGGUACGGAGGUAACGAGGCUGGUAACAGUAUCGCUGACGUGUUGUUCGGAGACAUCAACCCCUCGGGUAAGUUGUCGUUGACCUUCCCAAGAAGAAUCGAAGACAACCCAGCGUACCUCAACUUCGGUUCCACCAACGGCAGAGUGCUCUACGGUGAAGACGUGUUCGUCGGCUACCGUUACUACGAGAAGAUCAAGAGAGACGUUUUGUUCCCAUUCGGUUACGGUUUGUCAUACACCUCAUUCGAGUUCGGCGACCUCAAUGUCCAGGCCAACGAUGACACCUUGAAGGUGCUGGUCAAGGUCACCAACACUGGUAAGAUCGACGGUGCUGAGUCCGUGCAAUUGUACGUCCAGCACGUGAACCCCAGCGUUAUCAGACCCGUCAAGGAGUUGAAGGACUUCGAGAAGGUAUUCUUGAAGGCUGGAGAGUCGAAGGCCGUUCACCUCGAGCUUUCCGUCCGUGAAGCCACCUCAUUCUGGAACACCUACAAGUCCAAAUGGCAAUCUGAAAAGGGUACCUACAAUGUGUUGGUGGGUAACAGUUCCGACAACGCCACCCUCAAGGGUGAGUUCGAAACCACCAAGACCGUCCACUGGUUGGGAUUGUAG
This is a messenger RNA of Suhomyces tanzawaensis NRRL Y-17324, 2544 nucleotides long. RefSeq names its product beta-glucosidase (gene BGL1). Gene Ontology annotation, molecular function: beta-glucosidase activity. The record is from RefSeq and is a predicted model, not a curated record. The transcript has a single exon. NCBI's taxonomy places the organism in Eukaryota, Fungi, Ascomycota, Pichiomycetes, Serinales, Debaryomycetaceae. Gene Ontology annotation, biological process: glucan catabolic process. The coding region runs from base 1 to 2544 and encodes 847 amino acids.